This is a messenger RNA of Paramuricea clavata, 3420 nucleotides long. NCBI's taxonomy places the organism in Eukaryota, Metazoa, Cnidaria, Anthozoa, Malacalcyonacea, Plexauridae. The record is from the annotation of a GenBank genome assembly.
GCACCAAUUGUGACAUAUAUCCUUGGUCCCAGUACCCCAGAAGAGCUAGCUGGGUAUGAAAAUAUAGAUAUUUCUACUGGUGGUGAACUGUGUGAAAAUAUCACAUACUUAGGUAGGGAUGAUUCUAUAUAUAUUAACUCAUGAAACUACAAAGCAGAUGUGGCCUACUUUGUUAUUCAAUUCUACCUGAUGCCAAAUAAGUUUACUUGUUUUACGGUUUCAAUUUCUUUGAUACACAGUUUUUCGCAUCAUUCACAUUCAUCCUUUAGUAACACUACACCAAUAUAGAAUCGCUCUUACUGGACCUCUACAGAGAACAGUGAGAAACUGAUGGUGCUUUCCAGUUUACCAGGAAAUUACAGUAGUUUAGUUUAACCCAUUAAGCUGCAGAGCUUCCCCAUUGACAAGAAAAAUUGUCUGGCAUUAGACAAGUGAAAGAAAUAAGUAGGGCGCACUGGGGCGCAUUGCGGCUCAAUGGGUUAACUAGAGACAUUGUCAGAUUUUUUGGUUAACCCACUAAGAACCCAUUAAGCUGCAGAGCUUCCCCAUUGAUGAGUAAAGUUGUUUGGCAUUAGACAAGUAAAAACACUAUUAUUAACACUAAUAAUAGUUAAUACUAGUAUUAACACUGUAAAUGGCAUGCACCCUGAUGCGCCCUACUUUAUUAUUUUACUCUGUCUAAUGCCAGACAGUUUUACUCAUCAGGGGGGGGGGUGCUGCCACUCAAUGGGUUAAUUUUGAUUGCCAUCCUUGUGUAAUAGGUCGAUGUGGAAUAUUGCAAUGUCCCAGUGGUCUUCAGGUAGCCUAUGUCAGUGGUAUGGACAGCAAUAAAUCCAGUAAGGUGAAGAAAAUUGUUUUGUUUUUAGGAUUAGGAAUGUUUAACUGCAUUCUAAAGUCUAUAUUUGUAUAUAUAACGUAAUGCAGGAUGGAUGCUUUUUCAAGGAAGAGGAAACAAAGCAGUUGUGUGCCAAGUCUGAAGAUAAAAAUUUUAAAGGAGUUGAUAUGUUGUUGACAUCAGAUUGGCCAAAAGGUGUUACAGAGUAUGGAAAUAAGCUGGUAUGUCAAGUUUACGUUGGUUAUGGUAGUGGUACUAUGAUACUGAUGGUGGUAAUAUGAUGGUGGUGGUAUAAGGAUGAUGAUGGUGAUGAUGAUGGUGGUGAUGGUGAUGGUGGUAGUGAUGAUGAUGAUGGUGGUGGUGAUGAUGAUGGUCAAUGGUGUUAUUUGGUAAUGAUGAUGGUGGUGAUGGUAUUGAUGGUGGUUGCGAUGGUGAUAUGAUGGUGGUGAUGAUGGUAGUGGUGGUAUGAUGGUGGUGAUGGUGAUGAUAUGAUGGUGAGGUAUUGAUGAUGGUAGCUUGGGGUGGUAUGAUGAUGGUCCAUGAUGGUAGUGAUGAUGAUGGUGGUGAUGAUGAUGAUCAAUGGUGUUAUUUGGUGAUGAUGAUGGUGGUGGUGAUGGUAUUGAUGAUGGUAGUGAUGGUAUGAUGGUAGUCAGGCAGUGGUGGUGUAAUUUCUUGUGUUGGUGAUUUGAGAUUAAAAAUAUUUUGACUUACAUCUAGGUUGAUACCAGUGUUGAUCCAAGUGAAACUGGAUCGGAAAUCAUCUCCCAAUUAGCUAUCAAAUUAAAACCAAGAUAUCACUUUACUGCACUAGACAAUGCUUACUAUGAAAGAUUACCAUAUAGGUACAGUUUAAACUUCUACCAAAUUGAUGUAUAGAUCGUGCUAUUCACAAUAUAGCUAGUUGACCUGGUGGAUAAUUUCUCUUGUGUUUGUUUACACAUCAUGUGUUUUUUCCAGAAAUCACAAAGUGUUACAAGAACCUGCUCGACAUGUCACGAGGUUUAUCAGUUUGGCAAAUGUUGGCAAUAGUUCAAAGAAAAAGGUUGCUAUUUGUAAUUGUAUUUAGUUUUCUUCAGUGAACAAUAAAUUUAAAACAGUGUUACAGUUUGUUGAAAGAAAAUUUGUGGAGUCCAAUGGACAACUUGCAUGUUAGACUAAAUUUUUAUCUAAGUAAAGAGAAGGGAGUCAAACACCACAGCUAAAAAGAACAUGAUGAAAUUAGUAAAAUUGCAGAAUUUGGUUGCGCAAUGUUGUAAAGCUUGGAAAAUAUGGCCUUGCAAAGUUUCCAAAUUUUGUAUUACGUGUGGAAAUUGUUACCAUUUUCGGCUCAAAAAUGGUAACAAUUUCCGCACGUAACACAAACAUAUACAAAAUAUGCAAACUUCGCAAGGCUAUAUUUUCCGCAUUUUCCAACAUUUCGUAACCAAAUUUUGCUAUUUUACUAAUUUUAAUAAGUUCUUUACGGGAAUUAACUUUUUUUUUGCCUAGAUAAAAAAAUUAGUCUGACAUGCAAGUUGUCUAUUGUUGUCCAGUUGUUUGAUAAAAAAAUGUUUCGAAUGUUGUAAAGGCCUGUUCAUAAGUUCUGAGCACUGUUUAAAGAAAAUUAUACUUUUUUAGUAUCUCUAUGCAUUCAAUGUUGUACCACUGUGUCACAUAAAGCCAGAUGAAUUGAUUAAACAACCAGAUGACGUCACAGAAAUGCCUUAUGGGAAACUACUUAGGAACAAGGCUACAAACCAGAACUCUCAGGUAACAAUCAACAAUGGGUGAUUCUAGAAAAAGACUAAAUUUUGAUCAAGGUAAGAAGAACGAAAUCCAACACCACAGCUAGAAAGAGCGUCUUAAAAGGAGUAAAAUUGCAAAGAUUGGUUGCUAAAUGUUGUAAAAUGAAGAAAAUAUAGCCCCGUGAAGUUCGCAAAUUUUGUAUAUAUUUGUAUUACGCGCGGUAAAAUAACCACUUUCGGCUCAAAAAUGGUUAUUUUUCCCGCGCGUAAUGCAAAUAUAUACAACAUUUGCGAACUUCACAGGGAUAGAUUUUCCUCAUUUUACAACAAUUCACAACCAAACUUUGCAAUUUACUCAUUUUAAGAUGCUCUUUCCAGCUAUGGUAAUGGAUUUCGUUCUCCUUGUCUAAAUCAAAAUUUCGUCAAAAGCUGGAAUCGUCAUUGAAUAUGGACUAAACUAACAUUCAUGCUGGAUAGCUCUAUCUGUUUUAGUAAAACUAUUCUUCCUACUCCUAGAGGUCCAAACAACAUUGGACCAAUAAGAGAACCCUAAAUUGAGAACAGAUUAGAAUUGUUAGAUCUAUCGAGUACAAAUAAAUUAGUUUAGUUUCCUCCUGUAGUAUCUCUUUACAGUAAAGCUAACUAAGUGUUAAAAUUAAACCUGCAGCAAAAUUCUGGUCAAAACUUCUUCUUUGAUUUGGACUCCAAAUCUGGGGGACAGAAACGAAAGAAUGACGGUUUGUUCAAUUCUUUUCAACUUCGCAUUCCCUUUCAACAUACACAUGCACCUUGACGCUGUUUAUAAUUACACUUAUAUUUCAGAUGGUAACCAAAGACAGCCCACAAAACGGAAAGGUCCAC